UGUUAGUGUUUUGAUUGUGUUCAUUGCUGAUACAUGUAGGAAAUAACUUGAAAUGUAAAGAUAAAAAGAAAUUCAUGAAUGAAGAGGCAAGAGAAAUGGAAAGGACAAGUAAGGAAGAGGGGGAUUUCAGGCCCAGAAAAGUUGAGUGGUCAGAAGUCAGGUCUAGUGAGGUUGAGGGGUCAGAGGUCAGGCCUGGUGAAGUUGAGGGGUCAGAGGUCAGGCCCGGUGAAGUUGAGGGGUCAGAGGCCCUGCCAAUAAAACCCAGCAGUGCCAGCAGUACGAGUAUAGCCUCUAGUUACUUCAACAACAAAAUCCCCAUACCAGAGGAUGAAGAGCAUCCAGUUUUCAGCUUUAGAAAACUCUGGGCCUUCACUGGUCCAGGGUUCCUUAUGAGUAUUGCCUAUCUGGAUCCGGGAAAUAUCGAGUCGGAUCUCCGGUCCGGAUCUGUCGCUCAGUUCAAGUUGCUAUGGAUACUGAUGUCGGCCACGUUUCUGGGUCUCCUGAUGCAGAGGCUGUCGGCGCGCCUGGGGGUGGUGACAGGAAUGCACCUGGCUGAGGUCUGCUACAGAAGCUAUCCCAGGGUUCCACGCUUUGUGCUGUGGUUCAUGGUGGAAAUAGCUAUCAUUGGAUGGGAUAUGCAGGAAGUGAUUGGAACAGCUAUAGCAUUUUACCUGUUAUCCGAUGGAAAGAUACCUUUGUAUGCGGGCGUGCUGAUCACUAUCGCGCACCUUUUCCCUUUCCCUUUUCCUGGACAAUAUGUAAUGGUUAAGCCUGAUCAGCCCGCCCUACUUAGGGGGAUGUUUAUUCCGUACUGUGAGGAUUGCGGGCCGGAGCAGGUUCUUCAGGCCGUGGGGAUUAUAGGAGCCAUCAUCAUGCCUCACAACAUCUACCUCCAUUCUGCCCUCGUCAAG
Messenger RNA from Saccostrea cuccullata (small rock oyster), 911 nucleotides. Its product is annotated as natural resistance-associated macrophage protein 2-like. Gene Ontology annotation, cellular component: plasma membrane. Lineage: Eukaryota; Metazoa; Mollusca; Bivalvia; Ostreida; Ostreidae. The annotation marks the transcript as partial. Gene Ontology annotation, molecular function: cadmium ion transmembrane transporter activity; manganese ion transmembrane transporter activity; iron ion transmembrane transporter activity. The transcript is spliced from 7 exons. The record is from RefSeq and is a predicted model, not a curated record. Gene Ontology annotation, biological process: metal ion transport.